This is a messenger RNA of Callorhinus ursinus (northern fur seal), 3620 nucleotides long. It is a transcript of the gene PLEKHS1, whose product is annotated as pleckstrin homology domain containing S1. The record is from RefSeq and is a predicted model, not a curated record. Lineage: Eukaryota; Metazoa; Chordata; Mammalia; Carnivora; Otariidae.
UGGUGGGUGUCGUUAUGAAAACUCUGAAUCAUCAAGCAAAAGCCAGGUCUUUGUAAAUUUAAGGAGAUGUAUGGAAAAUUCCAAGGAGUUUGGGGAGCUUAUUCAGAAGGGGACGUUCUAAAGACCCCAAUGAGAGGGACUAGAUGUGGUGAUUCGCAACUGUGGCUGCACCUGAGUCUCACGUCGAAUGUUUUUCCAGUCCCCAGGCAGCACCUAGACCAACUAAACCAGGAUCUCUGCAAGUGGGACCAGGAAUCCGUGUUGUUAAACCCCUCCAUGUGAUUCCAGUUUACAGCCAAGCUUGCAAAGCAGUGGUAGAAUACACCUGUGAAAGGGAAGUUGAACAGGUAGAGGAGCAAGCAAAAAGACAAAGCAGAAGAGAACCAGAUGAGAAGAGUACAUUGGAAGCAAAGAGGAGGAUUUCAACAAGGCUUGACUGUCAUUGCCUCUUAUUGUAUUUAAUUUUCACCGUACCCCUCAGAGCUCAGAGUGGACAGCCAGCGAUCAGGUCAGGAGACCCAGGGACAGGGCACUUGGCUGAGAACUGAAGCAGCGACCCCCUGGUGUCUAAUGAGAACAGCCAGCCAUAAUGGAACCCAAACCUCAGAAGAGUCCAGGUGGAUCUGGAGCAGGCCCUGGCCCAGAGAUAAUUAUCCCUCACUACUGAGGCAAGACCUCUCUGAGUACCCUACCCAGUGUCUUGCCAGUCUUACCAGUCUGGCUGGAAGGAACAGGCAAACAAUUUACAUUUUAUUAUGAAAAUGAAGUCUGCAAACAAGAUUACUUUAUUAAAUCACCACCUCCUCAGCUUUUCUUCUCUGCUUCCUCUUGGAAAAAGCGGUUUUUCAUUCUUUCAAAGAGUGGGGAUAGGAGCCUGCGUCUUUCCUAUUACAAAGACCAACAUCGUCGAGGGUCCAUUGAAAUUGACCGAAAUUCCAGUGUAGAAGUUGGCAUAAGUGGCCGUGAAAAAAUGCAGUCUGUACAUAAGAUGUUUAAAUGCCGCCCUGAUGAGGUGAUGUCCAUCCGAACCACUAACAGAGAAUACUUCCUCAUUGCUCAGGACAGGGAGAAGAUUAAAGACUGGGUCAGCUUCGUGUCAUCAUUCUGCCACCAUGGAGAGCCAGCACGCCACAAUCCAGAGCAGGAGAAAUUCAAACUGUGUGGUAAAAGGCCCUCCUCCGAACCCAGCCCUCUCCUUGGUCUUUCCAGCACAUCAGAGGCUAUCGGCCCCACCACACCAAGAAACAGUCUUCCAGACAUGCAUUUAAUGGAAAAAAAUUCUCCAGGACUCAGACAAGCCCAUUUACUACGUUAUUUCUCGUCAGAGACUACUGAAGAUACAGAAGAGAGUCAUUAUAUUAGUCCUCAAAGUAUUCUUUUAGAGUUGGAUACUUUUGUUGCUUCCAGUGAUUCUGGUGAAUCUGCUGAAGCUGAUAGUCCAGACCAGUUCUCCAAGAGAACUGAGAAUCACUACAUGUCAAUGAAAUCCUGUUUUUUCAGAGAGACAUCCCACGAGACUGCUGAUAGCGAAAAGGAAUCCCAGGCCCUUCCAGAGAGCCAGAAUAGCGGGCUUCACUUGCAAGAACAAGAUUCACAAAGUGACUCUUGUCUUCCACCUGCCAAUAUGGAAGCACAGACCAUGAAUGACAAAAAGCGGUCGGCCUCACUUACUGUUGUGCAAUUAUCUAUACUAAUCAAUAACAUCCCUGAUGAAGGCCAAGUGGAGAAACUAGAUGUGUUCCUUUCUCCUUCCGACAUCAUCAAUUAUCUUACUCUCAUAGAAGCCGCAGGACGGAUAUGUGUGGCUCAGUGGCAAGGCCCCCUGCGCCUGGGAUGCUUAUUCUUUCACGGAGAUCAUCUUUUGGCCGUGAAUGACCUGAAGCCCCACGGCCUGGACGAGGCCUCCUUGUUUCUCAGCCGGUCUGUCCAGAAGGAGAAAAUAAAACUCACCAUCGGCCGGAUCCCAAAUUCAGAGAAAUUCCAUGCUGUCGCCUGUACAUGCCCCUUAAAAGAUGAAGGUGUUGUACCUUUUCAAGUGGAUAGCUCUGGAUCAGGGAAGACACUGAAGAGGAGCCCAGCCAUUAGAAAGAAUCCGUGCAAAGGAAGUAGAGAGUAACAUGCCAGGACCCACUGCAGAGGAGCAAGGAUGGCCCUGGACUCUGCAGGGGCUCUGCCUCUCACCACUGUGUGUAGGAUGAGGCAAGUCAGCACAGAUCUCUGAUUUUCUGCAUCUGCAUCUUAAUGGUGGGGAUAGCUCCCCUCUCUGGCUAUUGCAUCAGGGAUGUUGCGAGGGCCAAGGGUGGUAAUGACUAUGGAGCACACACCUUAUUAUCUUUGACUUUGUCCCACACAGCACAGAGAUCGGGUAAGUCUGUCAUAUAAAAUGCACUGUGUUCUAUGAGGUCAUGCUCCACACAAUCCCUUCUUUGUCAGGGAACAUACAGUUGGAAAUAAAUGCUCAUUCCAGGAAGGCAAGGUUCCCGAGAGAUGCGAUAUCAUAUCAACCCUCCCAAACAACUCCUGCUCCUUGUCAUGCCCCUGGUCCAAAAUGCUGAGACAGAGCUGCCUCUUGGACUCAAUAAUUAUCUUAUUUUCUUAAGACCCAGUAACUAUUCUAGAAGUUGAAGCAGUUUUAGGUCAUAUACAGCAAAGAUCUGUUUUCUCUACAAGGAAUUGAGGCAACGACUUACCACUUCUAAGUUUGAAAGGUCUUAACUAACUGACGGUAAUUCAUUGAUCCUACAAGGCCAAAAACAUCAAAUCUUUUUCCAUAAACAGGAAAACAGAGGCAGAGAGAGAAAGGACUAAUCAUAUCUGGGAAUGGUAGAGCAUAAGGAGGCUUCAGAAAAUAUAUCUUACCAUGUUGUCAUCUUGUGCCAGAGACAUCCAGGCCCCAUACGUUUAAUACAAACAGAAACAGACUCAUAAAUACAGAGAACAAACUGGUGGUUGCCAGAGAGGAGGGGGUGGGGGGACGGAGAAGGAGAUUAAAAGGUACAAACUUCCAGUUAUAAAAUAAGGAAGUCUCAGGGAUGAAAAGUGCAGGAUGGGGAAUAAAGUCAAUAAUACCGCAAUAACAUUGUAUCGUGAGUACACUUAACUGUGGUGAGCAGAGCAUAAGGUACAGGAUUGUUGAAUCACUCUGUUGUACACCUGAAACUAAUAGAACAUGGUAUGUCAAAAAGUAGCAAUAGUAAUAAUAUACUUCCUCUGUGGUUCCCAGUUGCAUAGCUGUUUAGUGGCAGAACCAAGAAUCUAAAACCAGCUCUGAGAAACAGAUGUCCUGAUCCUCACUUUGUAUUUGGACUGAGGUUUGAAAAGACCUUCAGCAGAUAGAAGACACAUUCAAAUACAGAUCUGUUAUCCAGAUUGUCUAAAAAUUUUUACCUACUGUUUCUUUUUUUUAAGCUGGAUUGAAAACUCUGCUUUCUCCCUAGUUUUAUUGAAAUGUAAUUGACAUAUGGCAUUGUAUCAGGUCAAAGUAUACAAUGUAAUGAUCUGAUGUGUGUAUAGUCACCUACUGUUUCUACUUCCGGAAAUCUGUCCUACAGAAAUACUCAACACACAGAUUGUUUUGUAAUGUUCACUGUAGCAUUGUGUAAUAAAAAAAAUUAUUCAGG